UAAACAAGCAGCGAAUGGGUUUUGACGUCACUGCUGCUGCCCUCUAUAAUAAGUUCAGACAAACAAACAGCAGAGCAGUUACUAUUCAAGAUGAGAAGAUUUCUGAUACUGCUCAGCGUUCUGCUGGUGCUGGAGGGAAACGAGGCUUAUGAGCAACUAAACCAACAUGAACAAAGAAUUGUUGACAAGGCUAUAAAACAAGCCAAUGAGGAACUUGGAAAACAGCAGCAUCUUGAUUAUUCUUCCAUUUUACAAGCUAAUGAUGGAAAACGCAUGCUGCAUGUGUUAUUAAAACCCACCUCAUGUGAGAAGAAAACUCCAGCCGAUCAUCAGGGAAACUGUGAAAUCCGACAUAAGGCUAAGCCUCAGGUGUCUUGUGUUGCCUGUCAUGAAGACAUAAAUUGUUUCCCUCUCAGAGAGCAUGUAAAGACAACAAAAGCUAUAAAUGAUUGUUUGACCAGUUUAUCGCAACAGGGGGGAGGGCUUGUAUUGUCCUAGAAAAAAAGAAGAUGAGUAAAAUGGAGGUUGUGUGAGGAAAAAGGUUAAGGAUUUUUGCAAGUGACCAUAUGAUUUAAAAAGAAUAUUAAUAAUACUAAUUUAAUAUAACUUGUAUAGUUUUUUUCCAGGUAAACAUAUUUUAAAAUGUAAGUAGAUCUAUGAUCAUCAAUCAGCAUUUUCAGUAUGCAUCAAUCAUCAUGUAUUUUAAAAUAAAUAUGGAUAUUGAAAUGUCCUGAAAUGUCACAUAGAAAAAAGGCCCAUAAUUUAUGAAAGGCAAAUUGUAUUUUUUUUUAAUAAGCUUAAAAAGAACAGCCUACAAUGUGAUUUUGUAUUUAAUUAAUUUAAAGAACUGAUGUCUAACAAUGUCAUGUUGUUAAUUCUAACAGUUGUUUUGGUUUGUGUUUUAAUGGUGAUAAUACAAAAAAAUACUAUAAUAAUAAAACAUUAAAAAUGCUAACACAAUGUGUCAUUGUCCUGUGAUGUAUGAAAAUAUUAAACUACUAAUUCACAGCUACGUUAA
Danio rerio (zebrafish) is the source of this 1018-nucleotide messenger RNA. NCBI's taxonomy places the organism in Eukaryota, Metazoa, Chordata, Actinopteri, Cypriniformes, Danionidae. The record is from RefSeq and is marked validated.